Bactrocera dorsalis (oriental fruit fly) is the source of this 980-nucleotide messenger RNA. RefSeq names its product protein nutcracker-like. Gene Ontology annotation, molecular function: protein binding. The record is from RefSeq and is a predicted model, not a curated record. Bases 162 to 878 code for a protein of 238 amino acids. Lineage: Eukaryota; Metazoa; Arthropoda; Insecta; Diptera; Tephritidae. The transcript has 2 exons.
CUAAGAUUUUCUAUUAGAGAAAAUUCGUUUAGCACAUUUUUAGUACAAAGUUGUGAAAUAGUUGACAAAUGAAAAAGUUUAAAGUGGCAGCGCUUUUUUGUAGGGCAGUACAUCCAUAUAAUGUUCAUUAAUUCGGGAAAAACAUUCCAUGAGUAAAGACAAUGGAAGGGAACGAGCACGAUGACGCAAAAAAAUCAUUGCUGGAGAGUCUGAACGAUCUCUAUAAGCUAUCUGAAAAUAAAGUACUGUCUCAGGCGCAUUGCUUAUUCAUGACCGUCUACGUUAUUGCCCUACAAACGGGUUUUAUACCGCAAAGUUUUAUUGUUAAUCGACUUAAGGGCUUAGUGCCCCUUGACUCUUGGUCCACAACUCAUAAAAGCAAUGUGAAAAUCUGUUGUAGUCAACCGCCAUCGUAUCAUCGCGAUUCCCCGCAUGAAACUUAUUUUUCAGAAAAUUUUAUUUCAGCUCUUAAAUCCGAGGAGGAGGAUAAAUUGAAAUCUAAAUUAAUCGCCAUAAUCACUGGUGACUUUAUGAUGCUCACCUUGUCUCCACAUCCAAUGACAAACUUGCUGGGGCGCAGCAGUUGUCUGUCCAUCGGACGUUACGUUAUAGAUCAGUCGGAAGGUAAAACCAGCCUAGACAGUUGUUAUCAAAAGUUAGAUCAGUUGCAAAAUCAACUGCGCAAUGAAUUAUUUGUGCCAUUGCGUGUGGAUCAGCUGACCCUGUUAGGCGCCUUUCCAUUGCCAAGUUUUAUGGGAAUUCCGCGAGAGCUUCGUAUCGAAAUCUAUAAGCAUUUAAGCUCUAAGGAACUGCACAAGCUAAAGCGGGUUAGUAAAGACAUUCUCUUGGAAAUAAAAAUAUUUAGAAAUAAAAUUUAAGCUGGCGAAUUUUGACGCAUUCAAAGUACAAGUGAUAGAAAGUAACUGUAAUACAAUAUUCAAUUAUUUUACAAUAAAAAUUUGUUAAAUAUAAAGCGGAAA